This is a messenger RNA of Oncorhynchus masou masou (cherry salmon), 4563 nucleotides long. RefSeq names its product protein hinderin-like. Bases 2583 to 4328 code for a protein of 581 amino acids. Lineage: Eukaryota; Metazoa; Chordata; Actinopteri; Salmoniformes; Salmonidae. The transcript has 13 exons. The record is from RefSeq and is a predicted model, not a curated record.
GAGCGAGGCCGCAAAGUGGUCGAGCAGGAGCUGGUUGAUGCCAGUGAGCGUGUGGGACUGCUGCACUCCCAGGUAAAGUCUACAAAAUGCCCAAUUAAAGAUGUGCUUCCCAUGUAUUACUUUUAUCAUAACUUGUUUAGAACAUUAGCCUCAUCAACACUAAGAAGAAGCUGGAGGUUGACCUUACAAAGGUCCAAGGUGAAAUGGAAGACACUGUCCAGGAAGCAAGAAAUGCAGAGGAGAAGGCCAAGAAGGCUAUUACUGAUUAAUCCAGCCUGAAGAAGAAGGAGCAGGACACCAACUCUCACCUGGAGAGGAUGAAGAAGAACCUGGAGGUCACAGUGAAGGACCUGCAGCACCGUCUGGAUGAGGCAGAGAAUCUGACCAUGAAGGGCGGAAAGAAGCAACUCCAGAAACUGGAGGCCAGAGUCCGUGAGCUGGAAGGUGAAGUUGAAGCUGAACAGAGACAUGGAUGCUAUCACAGGGGUCUGCAAAUAUGAGGGAAGAGUCAAGGAGCUCACAUACCAGACUGAAGAGGACAAGAAAAAUGUGAACUUGCUCCAGGAUCUGGUUGACGUGCUGAGGAUGCCAUAAGUACAAUACUUGGUUGUCUUGACAUCUUGCUUUAUUGAGAUUUAUUUAUGUAGUGUUACAAGGUGCAGAAACUUUGGCAUUAGUGUAUUAGUCUUUGUUUUAGCUUUAUCGCAGAAGGGACAAUCACUGCAUGUAGUUUCAAUAUAUAUAUCAGGGAUGUUUCUGCAAUUGAAAUUAUUGGGAUUAUUUGAAUUAUGUAUUAUUUGAAAAUACAAUCUUUGAGAACUAACAAUCACCUAAAUAAAAGCUAGGCAGUCAGAGAAUAUAGAAAAUUCCUAAAAUAUUGAAUAUUGAAUCCUCGAUCAUCAGUUUCCAGGUCAUGGAGGAGAGAACGGAGGAGUCUAGGAGAGCACAGACAUUUUCCAAUUGGGAAUGUCCCAUAAUGUACGGAAAUGCUUGGACUUUCCUUGGCUAAUGACAAAACAAAAAAUGGAGCACAAUGCCUGAAAGACGGUUUUGCUCGAUCAACUAUUAAAUCAGACUUCUCAAAGGCAUAUGUGAGAUGUUCUGGGCUCUAUUUCGUAGAUUUCGAUUACACUGAAGUAAUAUAGAAAAUUCCUAUCAAAUACAUUGGCUUAUAAUUUGUUAUAUAUUUCACUACAUUUAAUACCAAAUGACUAUUGAUACUCACACACAAUUCAAUAGUUAAAACUUAUCCCGUUUUGAUUUAACCAACCGCUCCCAAUGAUGGAUUUGAUGUACAUAACUUUAUAGAUAACGACAAUGUGUAUUACUAAAAAAUAAACUUCACCUCUUUACUAAAGGUGAGAGACAAGCAUGAAUUUCUAUGUGCUUUUUGUUUUACUUAAACUUGUCGCCUGCCUUCGCGCCUCACCUUUGGGAAAACGACUCGGAUAGUUAGGACGCAGAUAUGAGCAUCUAGUGUCAUCUACAGAUGUCUGUUUACAGUCACGUAGCGCCUUUGACACGCAAUCACAAGGGUGUGGUACUGUUGAUGUUAAUGCUGCGUUUAAAACGUCAGCGAUCUUCAGGUCGGAAAGUCGGAGCUCUAGAAAUAGUUGGAAUACCGAGUUGGAUAACCGUUGAAAUAGAUUUUUCCCAGUCGGAGCAGUUUUUUCCCCCAAAAAACCCAGUUGUUUGGAACGCACUUGAGUCAGAAGUAAGAGCUUUUCGAUUACCGAGUUGUUCUGAACGCAGCAUCAGUCCACUUUCCUCCCACCCCCCAACAAGUGUGUCUUUCAUCCGAACAAGAGCCAGUUUCUACGCAACUUGGCAUCCUGGGAGUGGCGGUUGAUUCAAUAUGGCGGCAGCAAAGGAAGGAAAUAACAACUCAAGAUUUUGGGGGACUAAUUGACAGUAUCCUUUUACAUGGUGUCCAUAAAAGACAGCCCCCCGUAUAGGAAACGUUUUGAAGUCGAAAUUGUCAGUAUGCUUUCGAUGACGGUAGGAUACGUUUUUAUUAACAAGUCUGGAGUUGGUAUGAAGCUAACGUUAGCUAGCUGUUAUGCAUGCACAUCGCUAACUAUAUGUAAUUAGCUUGCUUACUAGUUGUGGAGCUUUUCUAGCUAACGUUAACUAGCUAUCUAGGGGUUCCUCACCUGGCUGGAAAACUAUCAUAGCUAGCUAGUUUGUUUGCUAUGGCCGGGAAUGUUAAAUACCAUGUUAGCAAGCUAACUUACAUUUUUGUAUCUAGUUAACGUUAGCCGGAUUCUCAUGGGAAGUUAGCUAUCCUUUAACGUACCAUGUUCAAAGCAAGCCUUGCCAGCUAGCUGGCUAUAAAGUUAUCAACACAUGCCAGGAACUUGAUGAACCCACUUCAGUAGCUUGCCUUAGCCAACUUCAACAUGGUGCUUUUUAUUGAAGUGAGGGUCUUGUUAGAGACCAAAUAUAUUUGCAUAAUUAAAUUCACACAGCAUCAGAUGAAGACCAACCUGUGGUGUUAAUUCCGGGAGUCAGCAGAGAGGGACACUUGCGGACAGCCUUUUAAGUCAGUAUCAGGCACCAGCAGCAGUGAGAGAAAGGUGAAGAUGAGGGCCAAUUAUAGCAGUGAGAUCCGAAGAGAGGCUCCUCUGAGCCGGGGCAAUAAGAAGCAAGGCCAGCGUCUUUCUCUGUCCUCGAUGGUUCGAGGGCAGCUCCAGGCCACCCCUGCACCUACAGUCCCACCCCCCAACCCAGCCACCCAGCAGCAUCUCCUCACCACUCCACAGGCGACCCAGGCUACGAACAGGACCUCUCUGAAGGACCUCUGUCCCCAGGAUAAGCGGCGCAUCGCCAACCUCAUCCAGGAGCUGGCCAGAGUGAGUGAAGAGAAGGAGUCGUCGGUACAGAGGCUGAGGGACGAACAGGAGACCUUUGAGCGCAAAAUCCUACAGCUUGAGCAGCAGAACCAGCUCAUUGUACAGGAGAGAGAGAGCCUACAGCAGCAGUAUCGGGAGUGUCAGGAGCUGCUUGGGCUCUACCAGCAGUACCUCUCUCAGCAGCAGGAGAAACUCAAUCAGUCCAUAGCCCAGCUCAGCCACAUCCGCAGCUCCCACUAUAACACCCAAAGCAAGGCCCCCAGCAGCGAGGGAGCCUCCACCAAGCUUAACAGGGGAGAGAGGGCCACAGCCUUGGAUGGCUCCUACCUAGACCUGCCCACUCUUGGAGAAACGGGGACAAACAGAGGAGGAAGAGAGCUAAAUAGUGGAGGAAGAGGAGCGGGAGGAAGAGUCCCAUGCCUGAGUCCUGCCUCUCUCUCGGACGACCUUCACUCAGACACCCCCCCUCCCUAUUCCUCCAGCGACCAAUCCCAGGGACCAAUGAAACCACUGGGCUCCCGAGGAGGGGCCCAUAGCGAGCUUCGUCUAGCGUCCCAACGCAGCAGACAGGAAAGUCUGGUCAAAGGGAGGUUCCCCCAUAGGGGGGCCACAGAAGCCCCUCUACUGGGCAACACCAGCCCGCUGCUCCACAACGGCCCUGGUGAACUACUCAAAGACAGCAGAGGUCUACUUGGACCUGGAGGGUUACUACCCGGAGAAGAUCCAUCGGGGGAGGGAUUAGAGGCAGAGGGGGCCCUCACAGCACCCCUCCUGGGCCCGGAAGACUGGGAGGAGAGGAGGCACCAGCUGUUCCUGCAGAAGCUGCAGCUGGAGGUGGAGAGAGAGCGGCUGCAGGCACGGCUGGCCCAGCAGGAGGAGCGUCUGAUCAGACAGAACCAGCAUCUCCGACACACACGCCUAGACUACAGCAGGUUCCAGCAAGCCACUUUAGACAAACUCAGCCACUCAAUGUCCAGAAAUGGGACCGAUCCUUUACCCAACAGCCGUGCACUACUCAGUGAGAUGAGAGGGUGUGACGAUGCAGAGGACUUGGCAGAGGAGCAAGAAGUACCUCCACACAAAGAUUAUACUGCACACAUCCCCCUGCAAAACUCCAUACACUCCCCUGAGUCCUGUCAUAACAAGUCCAGGAGGGAUAUAGCCACCUCUCCUGUGUUGCCCCAGAGCAUUCUCAAAGCCACCCCAGCACCGGUGAUGUCCCCCACCCUACCUAGGACCCCCCACGCUAGGCUGGACUCCUCAUUGAUUGAGUUGUUGCAGGUCUUCAGUCCCAUCUCUCUGCCCGAGCGAAACAGCCCCUCCGCCUAUCAAGGCAACCCUACCCGAUGCCAGCCCCCCCUCAGUGUCCCCAAACCAGCCCGACAAGCUCUCCUCUCCCACCCUGGCCCUUACCAGACCCCCCAACAGGACCUGGAGGAGAGCCAGAUACUGGAAGAGAUUUUCUUCAUCUGCUGAUUCGGGGGUCCGGAGGUAGUUACCCUGAGGGGGACAAAAUACAAUUCUUAACAAUUUACUUGAUAUUUACCAUUGGCUCCUAAAUUGAGGUCAGUGCCUUCUGUUUGUUUUGGUUUGAAAUGUCCAAAUAGGACAAUCAUGAUUUAGGUAUUUGUACGAUUGUAUUUUUAUAAUGCAAUUGUUUUUAUAUUGAUUGUUUUUUUAUAUUAAAUGUAAAUAAAUGUAAAGAAUUUUG